CAGAACCUCAUCGGCUUCAUCUUCUAUAUUUAUUGGCAGUUCAUCCAGUGCGUUGUCGCUGUCAGCCAGUCACAAACGACAAUAAAAAUAUAUCGUUAGUUUUGUUUUCUGUUUGUGGCGAUUUUAAAUCUGUUAACCAGAUCUUCAUGGGCCGGCAAUAUGGACGAAAUAGCUGAAAUGAAAUUAUUCCUACAGCGUCCGGAUGGCACACCACCGAAAGAGAAGGAUAGACCCCAAAAACAUCGUAAAUGGAAAGAAUGGCUGUCCAUUGGAUACCUGUUGCAUGGACCAGGGACAAAAUGCAAACUGCUCAAGAGCUCUUGUCCAGAAUACAGCAAACGGGACUUCAAAUUCCAAAAGGCUUUUGCGCUGGCAGAUGGUGGUGAUGUAGAAGGUUUGGAACAGCUUCUGAGCGCGUAUCCAGAUUACAUCAACAUCAGAGAUGAGAAUUCUAAGACACUUAUGCAUCAUGCUGCGGAACAUGGCCAUGAACUGAUAAUCGACAUGCUGGUUGGAAAAGGAUGCACCGGUAUUCGUGCACCUGAUAAUGAAGGCAACACGCCGUUGCACAUUGCUGCCAUGUUCGAUAAGAUAUCUUGCACAAAAACCCUUAUCGCCAUAUGGCGAUCAAGCGGGAAUGGAAAAAUUGGAUUCUGUGUCAGGAAUGAAUCGAUGGAGACUCCCAUGCAUUUUGCAGUGCGGCACGGAAGCGCCGGCUCCCUUGAGUGUUUGUUGAGCACCUGUAAUGGCGGCGUUAGCUCGCCGGGAUGGCACGGGGAAACUCCACUUCAUGUGGCAUCAUGUAUGAACAAUGUGGAGUGCGCAAAGAUCCUGAUCAAAUACGGCGCUGAUCCGUUGAAGGCAUGCUUCAGCGGCAUGAAGCCCAUCCAUGUGGCCGCACGCAGGGCUUCGGUGGAUUUGUUGCGGUUUUUCCUUACGGAUUCUGGGACCUCCAAAGAGGUACUGCUAGCACUGGUGGACGACGAGGACCAGACGCCGUUGCACUGGGCUGUGAAUAAUGGAGAUUUGGAAACUGUUGAUCUUCUCAUGCAGCAUGGAGCUAAACUGGACACAAAAAUGUACGACCAGUCAACGCCAUUGCACUUGGCAUGCUCUCAAGGACUGAUAUGCGUUGUCUGCAACAUGUACGAUGUGGUACGUCAUGAGUUCAUGGCGAUUGUCAGCGAGAAGGACGCCCAGGGGAUGACUUGUCUCCAUCGAGCCACCAUGUUCAAUCAUACUUGCGUCGUCAUAUUUCUACUGGAGAAGGGCGUAUCCAUGAACGAAACGGACAACGAAGGACGUACAGCCUUGAUUCUGGCCGCAUCAAGGGCAUCUUGGGACUGUCAAGACGCAUUGUUACGCGCGGGUGCUGAUGCAGUGCUGACUGAUCAUUACGGUCGAAAUUUCCUGCAUUACUUGAUAGCCAACGGGAACUCUCCAGAAAUCUGUCAGGAGAGUUUGGGAUUGCUGCAAACAGGUUUAUUGAAUCAAACGGAUACAGCCGGUUGUACGCCACUACAUUAUGCAGCACAAAAUGGAUCCUUGCGUUCCAGCGCCGGUUUGGUCCGACUGGGCGCAUGUGUCUGCAUCAAAGAUAAACAGUCACAGUCACCUUUGCAUUUCGCUGCCCGCUACGGACGUUAUAAUACCGCAAAGCGUCUGCUGGAAACCGCAAAGGGGUACAAUCUGAUCAACGAUGCCGAUAAAAAUAGCAUGACGGCUCUGCAUCUGGCAGCUGAAAACGGACAUUCCAGAGUUGUGCAGCUAUUAAUGAGCAAGGGUGCGAUAAUCCACAGAGAUUAUUCCGGGAAAACCCCAUUACAUUUGGCUGCGGCUAGUAAUUACCGUGAAACGGUAGAUGUAAUUGUGGUGCAUUACGCCCAUCUAAUUGAUAGCGUGGACAAAGAAGGCAAUACGGCUUUGCAUUUGGCUGCUGCCAACAAUGCCGUAACAACCGUGACCUAUCUGCUUACGGCGGGGGCAGCGCUGGUGCAGAACAGCAACAAGCAGCUUCCCGUGGAUAUUGUCAUCCAGCGUAAGCACCGUGAUACCGCCAACGCUAUGGUGCAACAUGAACGGUGGGAAGAAAUCUUUUCAAAGUGUUCAGCAAUAUAUACUUGCCCGGUGUUGGGAUUGAUAGAGCAUCUGCCGGAAGUUAUGGCAGCCGCUUUGGAUCGCUGUGUUGUUGGAGCACCGUGCCAUCCUUUAGCAAAAAAUUAUUUUUUACACUUUGACUACAAAUUUCUGGAGCCGCAUGAUAAACCAUUGAUAACUGGGCCAGAGGAUUCAUUCACAGACGUAACCGAACCUCUGAUAGCUAUGAACACGAUGGUGCGACACGCUCGGAGUGAACUGCUUUCUCACCCCGUUUGCAGCAGCUACCUUAACAAAAAAUGGGCAUCUUAUGGAGUUUAUUUCCACGGCAUCCACGUUGCGGUGUAUUCAAUAUUUUUGGCGUUUUUGACAUAUCUGGUGUGUGCGGGGGUGAAGGAGUCGCUGGUGCCCACUUUGAAGGGAGAAAGCGUAAAGAAUUUGCAGUUCUACGCUCCCGAUCAUAACGAGACUACGGAUGAUGGAUGGACAAUGCCGGGGAAUGAGGAUACACUCCCGAAAAACUCGUUUUACGGUUGUGCGGCUGUGGCCGUUGCCAUCUUUACAAUCGCUAAUAUUGUCAAAGAAGUCUAUCAGAUGGUGCAGCAGCAGCAGCGGUAUUUUAAGGAGCUCGUAAACUAUCUGGAAUGGAUCCUGUACAUCACUACAACUUUAUUUGCGUUGGCUUACUACGACACAACCGGUGUUUAUAUCUCCUGGAAGGCACGAUGGCAACUGGGAGCUUGUGCCAUAUUUUUCGGCUGGUUUAAUUUCAUGCUGUAUUUGCAACGGUUUGGAUUGAUGGGAAUUUACGUCGUCAUGUUCUUAGGCAUUUUGAAAACCUUAUUACGAGCGUUGUUCGUGUUCAUAUUUGUCAUCAUCGCGUUCGCCUUGGCAUUCCAUGUCUUGCUUCCGUUGAUGGUAUAUCCAGACCAAGCCGGAUUUUAUCAGCAGUUCGCCGGAAUCCGCUCGGAUCAGUUAGAAAAUUUAAAGACGCCACAUUUUGGACUUUUCAGUUCUCUGCUGCGAAUUACUGGCAUGAUGCUUGGGGAUUUGGAUGUUAUUCAUAACUACAUUUAUCCCAUGUCGAAUGGCGCACUGCCAUUUCCACAAAUGACCUCAGUGUUUCUUGUACUGUUUGUUAUUAUUGUAUCAAUUUUGUUGAUGAACCUACUGAUUGGUCUGGCUGUGGGCGAUAUUGAAGACAUUCAGCGCAGCGCUACCCUGCGUCGCAUCGGUAUGCAGGUGGAACUGCACACAAUUCUGGAACGGAAAUUUCCUCGUUGGUUUCUUCGUCGCGUUCGCUUCCGCGACGAUAAAUACUAUCCGAAUCGGUCCGCUGGAUUUUUCCGCAAGAUCUGGUUUAUCACAAAAGACCCCGCUGAGGCGCUGCGCGAUCAGAACACCUGUUCGGAAUACACCUUCCUACCUGGCAGAAUCUGUGCGGAGAUGCAAAAGCAACAAACCCGAAUGCGGGACUUCCAGGGGAAGAUGGAUCAGCAGCAUGACCUUUUACGACUAAUUGUGCAGAAAAUGCAAAUCCACGAUGAAGCCGACGAGCUGGACGAAGGUACACAGCCCAAUAAAUGCGGCCGGAAUAAACAACACAGUACAUUGUCCACCACAAAGCGAGCGAAAUGGGUAGCGGGAAGUGUCCAGGCUAAAACCAGAGCACUUGCUGCAUUUGUAAACCACAACUCUACUUAAGAAUGAUGCGAUUCUGCCAGCAUGAUGAAAGAAAUCAGAACAGUUUAUUAGAAAUUUUUAUUUAUUGUGCUACUUUGUUUACAAAUAUUUGUAUGGCAUAUACCUUGCACACGCAGUAAUUUUAGUAUUCAAAUGCUGAAUGCGGAUGUUCUAAUUUAUUGUUUAAAAUUACUUCAAUAGAUGUUUCAAAUAGUUGCUGUUUUAAAAGUUCUUUUUGGUCCUGUAAGAUAGUACACGCGGUACCUUCCUGAGUAUGGUUAUUUCUUGCUAAUGAUAACUUUACAUUUUACAGUAUUAUUGGGUGUACAUUACAUUUAUCGAUUUUUUAUGUGUAGACCGCAUCUGGGGUUAAGGUAUGUUAGAAAAAUAUAUCGACC
Molecule: messenger RNA, 4178 nt
Organism: Paramacrobiotus metropolitanus
Lineage: Eukaryota; Metazoa; Tardigrada; Eutardigrada; Parachela; Macrobiotidae
Product: transient receptor potential cation channel subfamily A member 1-like
Exons: 24
Coding region: 160-3801 (1213 amino acids)
Biological process (GO): transmembrane transport; monoatomic ion transport
Cellular component (GO): membrane
Molecular function (GO): monoatomic ion channel activity; protein binding
Source: RefSeq, a predicted model, not a curated record